This is a messenger RNA of Ipomoea nil (Japanese morning glory), 636 nucleotides long. RefSeq names its product probable LRR receptor-like serine/threonine-protein kinase At1g34110. The transcript has a single exon. Gene Ontology annotation, molecular function: protein binding. Gene Ontology annotation, cellular component: plasma membrane. Gene Ontology annotation, biological process: hormone-mediated signaling pathway. The record is from RefSeq and is a predicted model, not a curated record. NCBI's taxonomy places the organism in Eukaryota, Viridiplantae, Streptophyta, Magnoliopsida, Solanales, Convolvulaceae. Bases 1 to 636 code for a protein of 211 amino acids.
AUGGUGGCUUAUAGUUUGGAGUUUCUUGAUCUUUCAAGUAACCAUUUGAAUGGAUCAAUACCAGAUGAUAUAGGAAAUUUUUACAACCUUAGCUACUUAAAUUUGUCCAUGAAUUCUUUGAGUGGUCCAAUACCUGCUACAUUUUUGCGGUUGCAUCAACUCUCUCAUCUUUCACUUGCCUCUAACAAUUUGACUGGUGAAAUUCCUGCUAGAUUAUUUGACUUACUUAGUCUGAGUAACAUAGAUAUUUCUCAUAAUCAUCUGAGUGGAAGUAUUCCAAGAGGCUUUGGAGAACUACAGCGAUUGCAGAAUAUUGAUGUAUCAUACAACAAAUUUUCCGGAGAAAAAAGCGAAACUGUUAGCCAUAUGUGGGAUGCGAGACUAACCCUUGCGACGAUUGUAACUUGUGUCGUGAUUGUAGCGGCAGCAGUAGUCAUCAUUGGGAUAGGAAUUCUGGUGUUCAGACCUAGGGUUGGAAGGAGAAAACUCAGAAAAGAAAGUGAUGGAGAAGAAUGGGGUAUGAUUUCAUUUCAAAGGUUGGGAUUCAAUAAAUGGGAUAUUUUGGGUGGUUUGAUUGAUGAAAAUUUGAUUGGAAAUGGAGGGUCAGGGAAAGUAUAUGGAGUGAUCACCAAGUAA